Molecule: messenger RNA, 1815 nt
Organism: Triticum urartu
Lineage: Eukaryota; Viridiplantae; Streptophyta; Magnoliopsida; Poales; Poaceae
Product: AP-1 complex subunit mu-2
Biological process (GO): intracellular protein transport; vesicle-mediated transport
Cellular component (GO): clathrin adaptor complex
Source: RefSeq, a predicted model, not a curated record
AGCGUACUGUGGAACAGAGGAAAACCAACCGGACCCUGCCCGGCUCGGCUGCCCUCCCCCUCGUCACCCCCUCCAUUUCCGACUCCCCACGUUCCCCGCACCCCGACCCCGAUCCGCGCCAACUCACCGCCGGGAUCCGGCGAGCCCCUCUCGCCCGGCCGCGGCUACCGCCCCACAUGUCCGUCGGCAGGACGAUCUAGAUCCGGCGAGCGACUGAGAUCCCACCGCGCUUAGCGCCGAUGGCCGGCGCGGUGUCGGCGCUGUUCCUGCUGGACAUCAAGGGCCGCGUCCUCGUCUGGCGCGACUUCCGCGGCGACGUCACCGCCGUCCAGGCCGAGCGCUUCUUCACCAAGCUCCUCGACAAGGAGGGCGAUGCGGAGGCGUACUCGCCGGUGGUCUACGACGACGCGGGCGUCACCUACAUGUUUAUACAGCAUAACAAUAUUUUCCUCCUCACCGCCUCCCGCCAAAACUGCAACGCCGCUAGCAUCCUCCUAUUCCUCCACCGCGUCGUCGAUGUGUUCAAUCACUAUUUCGAGGAAUUGGAGGAGGAAUCACUCAGAGAUAACUUUGUCGUCGUGUAUGAGUUGCUUGAUGAGAUGAUGGAUUUUGGGUAUCCACAAUACACCGAGGCAAAGAUUUUAAGCGAGUUCAUCAAGACAGAUGCAUACAAGAUGGAGGUCUCACAGAGGCCACCGAUGGCUGUGACAAAUGCUGUCUCAUGGAGGAGUGAGGGGAUUCGGUACAAAAAGAACGAAGUGUUCUUGGAUGUAGUGGAGAGUGUUAACAUUCUUGUUAAUAGCAAUGGGCAGAUUGUGAGAUCAGAUGUUGUUGGGGCACUGAAAAUGCGAACAUAUUUGAGUGGAAUGCCCGAGUGCAAACUCGGGUUGAAUGACAAGGUUCUUUUGGAGGCUCAGGGGCGAGCAACUAAAGGGAAGGCAAUAGAUCUUGAUGAUAUCAAAUUUCAUCAGUGUGUGCGAUUGGCCAGAUUUGAGAAUGACAGGACGAUAUCAUUCAUCCCUCCAGAUGGAUCUUUUGAUCUGAUGACAUACAGGCUGAACACUCAGGUGAAACCUCUUAUCUGGGUGGAAGCCCAGGUUGAAAAACAUUCAAGAAGCCGGAUAGAAUUGAUGAUUAAGGCAAGAAGUCAGUUUAAGGAAAGAAGCACAGCAACAAAUGUUGAAAUUGAAGUUCCUGUUCCUUCAGAUGCCACAAACCCAAAUAUAAGAACUUCAAUGGGUUCUGCUGCAUAUGCACCUGAGAGAGAUGCAAUGGUCUGGAAAGUAAAAUCAUUUCCUGGUGGCAAAGAGUACAUGUGCAGAGCGGAGUUUAGUCUACCAAGUAUAAGUGCGGAAGAAGCAGUCCCUGAAAAGAAGGCACCGAUACGAGUGAAAUUUGAAAUACCAUAUUUCACUGUAUCGGGUAUUCAGGUUCGCUAUCUAAAGAUCAUUGAAAAGAGUGGGUACCAGGCGCUUCCGUGGGUUAGAUACAUUACCAUGGCAGGUGAAUACGAACUGAGACUUAUAUGAGUUUCCUGUGGUGUGGCUACUAGAAAAGGAAGACACCAAUGAAGCUGUGAGGCUUUUGGAAUACAUAGUUCUUGCUCGCUACAGCGUAUAGAUGAAUUGGGAAAUGAACAUGGAAGUCAUCUCCCAAAAAGCUGUAGCGCGCAAGGUUUUUUUUGUGGCUUGUCACUGUAAUUUACACAUCAAGUACAGUUUUGAGAAAGAAGAACACUGCCUUUUUCCUUUGGACGAGUUAACUUGUAUCAUAAUUGAUUUAUUGUUAUUAUUUUUGGUGGCAAAUUUGUUUUUA